AUGAUACUCUGUUUGCUUGAAGAUUCCGCUCCAGCUCACAAGACCAGAUCAAGCAGUGGCUGCAAAAGAACAUUCCAGAGUUCGUCUCUGCGUCGGAUUGACCCUCAGGAAGCCCUAAUUUCAACUCACUAGAUUAUCGGCUUUGGUCCGAACUGGAGAGCAUGGCAUGCCACAGAGCACACU
This is a messenger RNA of Nezara viridula (southern green stink bug), 183 nucleotides long. The record is from the annotation of a GenBank genome assembly. NCBI's taxonomy places the organism in Eukaryota, Metazoa, Arthropoda, Insecta, Hemiptera, Pentatomidae.